Molecule: messenger RNA, 728 nt
Organism: Cavia porcellus (domestic guinea pig)
Lineage: Eukaryota; Metazoa; Chordata; Mammalia; Rodentia; Caviidae
Gene: Camp
Product: cathelicidin antimicrobial peptide
Exons: 4
Coding region: 11-547 (178 amino acids)
Biological process (GO): innate immune response; antimicrobial humoral immune response mediated by antimicrobial peptide; defense response to Gram-negative bacterium
Cellular component (GO): extracellular region
Molecular function (GO): lipopolysaccharide binding
Source: RefSeq, marked provisional
AGUGAGGACCAUGGGCACCCCGAGGGACGCCGCCUCAGGGGGACCCCGACUGCUGCUGCCCCUGCUUCUGCUGCUGCUGCUGACCCCGGCCACCGCCUGGGUCCUCAGCUACCAGCAGGCAGUGCAGCGGGCCGUGGAUGGCAUCAACAAGAACUUGGCUGACAACGAAAACCUCUUCCGCCUCCUCAGCCUGGACACGCAGCCCCCAGGGGACAACGACCCGUAUAGUCCGAAGCCAGUGAGCUUCACUAUAAAGGAGACCGUGUGUACCAAGAUGUUGCAAAGGCCUUUGGAGCAGUGUGACUUCAAGGAGAAUGGGCUGGUGCAGCGGUGCACAGGGACGGUUACCCUGGACUCGGCAUUCAACGUCUCCUCCCUCAGCUGUCUUGGGGGGCGGCGUUUCCGGCGCAUGGUGGGGCUGCGCAAGAAGUUUAGAAAAACACGGAAAAGGAUCCAGAAAUUAGGCCGGAAAAUCGGGAAAACUGGCCGGAAAGUCUGGAAAGCUUGGCGCGAGUACGGGCAGAUCCCGUAUCCGUGCAGGAUUUAGCAUCCAAAAUAAAGCAGGAAGGCAGCCAUGGUAGUGACGCCUGUGAUCUCAGCACUCAGGAGGCUGAUGCAGGAGCAUCCCUACGAGUUCAAGGGUAACCUGGACUACCUAGUGUGUUCUUGCCCCAAAAAGAUUUAAAAGUAGAGAAAUUAAAAAGAAAUAAAGCAUGAGUGAAGCUCCC